Molecule: messenger RNA, 717 nt
Organism: Rhinocladiella mackenziei CBS 650.93
Lineage: Eukaryota; Fungi; Ascomycota; Eurotiomycetes; Chaetothyriales; Herpotrichiellaceae
Exons: 2
Coding region: 1-717 (238 amino acids)
Source: RefSeq, a predicted model, not a curated record
AUGCCAACCUCAAGCCGAGGGCGUAGGGCCCCAGACGCAGCAACAGACCCCCUCGAAGAGGGCGAGAAAACCAAGUGCGAGGCUCCUCUGUUGAGUGCAGAGACAAUCUCGGUGUCAGCAGACCAGCACCAUGAUCCCACGCAGGAUGACGGCGGACCGGACCUUCUGGGCCUUGCACAACUCAUCACCGACCUGAAAGAGGUUAUCCUCCAACAAAGCAGUAUCAUCGCAGACCAAAACGGCGGCAUCGAGAAGGUCCAAACCGAGCUAGCUGAAGUCAAAGCAGAGCAGCGGGCCCUACAAAGUCAGAACCUGGAACUUCAAGAGGAGGUGCGCUCCCUGCGGUCACAAAUCGAUGCAUACUCCCACAUCGGCCCCUUCCUAUGCAGAUGUGGCACGAACCCCGCCGAACAGCGCGCCCGCCAAUUCGACACUUCUAGGGUGGUGGGCGAGGACGCCGAGAAGGUUUCCGUGGGAGCGAUCAGGACGAAUGUGGAAAAGGAUAUGCGAAACACAAGCGAACAGACCAAUUGGCGCUGCCGGGCAGUGACCAAGGACCAAAAGAACCCACGCCGAGUUAGGAUCGCCUGUAGAAAUGAAGCCGAGCACAAAGAAGUCAAACGGGUGAUGGAAGCGAACCUGGUAACAGGAAUGCGUGUCCUCCGGGACGAUCUCUCCCAUCAGAGUGGACGGUGUCAACCGCACGGCAGUCCUUGA